Messenger RNA from Phytomonas sp. Hart1, 1254 nucleotides. Lineage: Eukaryota; Euglenozoa; Kinetoplastea; Trypanosomatida; Trypanosomatidae. The record is from the annotation of a GenBank genome assembly.
AUGCCCGCACCAACCUCCCCCAAACGUACGAUGGAGCAAAUGGGGACUCCGACACGUAAAUUUAGACAUUCAAAGCGUUCGAAAAGCAAUAAGGCUCAGGUUCCUACAACGAAUAUACUUCAAAACUCAUCUUCUUCGCAAUUCACCUCCAGCGAAAUUGAUGAGCCUGCGGCUAUGGAGAUCCCCUCAACGACGCACGAGAGCGCCGACUAUCCAUUAAUACUCCCAAAGAACCGUACACCUCGAUCAGCAGAAGAGAGUGGCUCUGGUGAUUCGAGGUCCUCCCCAAAACGAAAACCGCGUCGCCACGCAAAAAGAUCCGGUUCCAAACGUGCAUGUAAGUCCAAAGAUUGUGAGACGACGGUGAUAAGAGAGGUGCAACAAGCGUACCAAUUGGCCAUGUCGAUUCUUCCCAAACGCGACCGUGUAGGGGGGCCAGAGGCUGUCGCAAACGCCUUUCUCGAUGUUCACCAUGUUGAGCUAUUUGAUCACUGUCUACGAUCAACCGCCGCUGCGGAGUACUUUAUGAAUGUCACACAUCUUUAUCUUCAAAAAAACGAGCUUGAGGACGUUGAGGGGCUGCAACUCCUUUCCAAUCUCCAAGUUCUUGUCCUUCAUCACAACCGGAUCCGCGCAAUUGCUCCUUUGGCUCCUCUAAAAAAAAUGAUGUACCUAGACAUGGGCUACAACUUUGUCGCUCAGAUCCGUCCCGCCUCGGACUUGCCAUGCCGUUCACUGAAGUGUUUAAAUCUCAUCGGAAACCCGUGCUGCCCGGUCCCCAGCGAUUCGCUUGAUUCGGUUGCCACACCCUCUGAUGACUUACCCCAUCCAGGGGACUCCUCUGAAGCUAUCACAAGCUACCGUCAAGCGAUCUGUGACGCGUGCUUUCAAAUGGAGGAGCUUGACAACAUGCCAUGUCACACCGACAACACGAGUCAAUGGGGCAACUUGGAAAAGUGGGAUGGAAAAGGAAAAAAUACUCGUGUAGCCGCCUUUACACCCUAUUUCACUCCAACAACAGAGAAGGUCAACCCCAUAAAAGAUGAAGCCACCCAUUCCAGUGCUAAAAAGGAGCAUGCAAGUCCAUUUAGCAACCGAAAGUCUGAACCCACGCGUGAAAAGGGUGAAAUCAUUCCUUUAGAGGGGGGGGGUCUGUGCCAAGUACAAUUAAAAAUGGACCGCAACAUGAGACCCUUGCACAAUCCGCAUCUUGUGUUGCCACCACACCCUCAACAGGUUGUCGAACAAAGUUGA